AACCCGCUUUCGUCGUCGUCGUCUUCUUCGUCUCGCCCGUGUAGUACGCAGUAGCUCGCUUCGUCUCCGCGAGCCCCAACAAUGGCGGGCUACGUCCCGCUCAGCGGCGGCGACCCCGAAACCGAAGCCAUAGCCGAAGCCAGGGCCGACCCGCCGAAGCCGAAGCCAUCGAGAGCCCCUCGCCUCGCCUCCCUCGACGCCUUUCGUGGCCUCUCCAUCGCCCUUAUGAUUUUUGUCGACUAUGCUGGCUCGAUUGUCCCGAUCGUUGCUCACUCCCCGUGGAAUGGUGUGAGGUUGGCGGAUUUUGUGAUGCCAUUCUUUCUUUUCAUUGCUGGCGUUUCUCUUUCACUAGUUUACAAGAGAGUAUCUAACAAAUUUCAAGCAACUCAAAAGGCGAUUGCGAGAGCAGUAAAACUUUUUUUGCUCGGUGUUCUUCUUCAAGGUGGCUACCUUCAUGGAAUUAAUACCUUGACUUUCGGUGUCGAUAUUGAGAAAGUACGUUGGCUCGGUAUUCUACAGAGGAUUGCUAUUGGAUAUUUAAUUGCUGCUUUAUGUGAAAUAUGGCUUUCAAGCAAAAAGAAUGAUAUGAGGGGUGGAGUUUUCAAGGACUACUAUCUUCACUGGGCUGUCAUACUUUUGCUCUCUGGCAUAUACCUGGGAUUGUUAUAUGGCUUGUAUGUUCCCGAUUGGCAAUUCAGAGUGCAGGAGACAACUUUGAAUUCUUCCAUUGAUGAUGGCUAUGUUCUUAAAACAGUGAAGUGCGGAGUUCGAGGUGAUCUUGGACCAGCAUGUAAUUCAGCUGGAAUGAUUGAUCGUUUGGUCCUUGGCAUUGAACACCUAUACAAGAAACCUGUUUAUAGGAACUUGAAGGAGUGUGCAGCUUUCCAGGAUAGUCAAGAUUUAGACACUUUACCUUCAUGGUGCCUAGCUCCAUUUGAUCCUGAAGGGAUUUUAGGCUCCUUGAUGGCUGCUGUCACUUGCAUAAUUGGACUUCAAUACGGUCACAUUCUUGUUCAUUUUGAGGAUCACAAAGAUCGGCUUGUCCACUGGUUAUCGUUGUCCCUUUCUAUAUUUUUACUUGGGUUACUUCUAUCAUUUAUAGGUAUUCCCCUCAACAAGUCACUAUAUACAACUAGCUAUACAUUGCUAACAACAGGCUCAGCUGGGUUCACUUUUUCUGCUCUUUACUUAUUGGUAGAUGUCUAUGGGCAUAGGUGGACGACUUUUGUGUUUGAACACAUGGGAAGGCAUUCUCUUAGCAUCUUUAUUCUUGUUCCAUCAAAUGUAGCUAUCAUUCUGAUACAAGGAUUCUAUUGGAGGAGCCCAAAUAAUAACCUUGUUCAUUGGGUUGUAUCGUUUUUCGUACACAAAUGACACGAAUGGAUGCCAAAAUUCUUCUUAUUUUUGAAUGGUCUCACUGUAUUCAAAAUGACUACUAUGCAGGGAAGUACUUCCUAUUUACAUCGAGCUCUACAUAGAAGUAAUUUACUAUUAUCUACUCACAGCUGUGGCUGAUCAAGGAUUGGCCCCCCAUACGGCGUGGCUAUUCCAACAUGCUUAUUACACAGGCACUUUUGGCGACCAGCAUUGCCUCUGUAGCGCACGCAGGAGACGGAAAAUCAGUGAUUUUUUAGGGGAGUUGGUACGGGCUCAUACUUAUGUACCGCAUUGAAGAGGUAAAGUAACUUCGACGAUUCCUUAGAAUAUAAGUUGGCUCAAAGAAUAUAGAUUAAGAGUCCUCCCACCAUGUUGCAUUCAUUAGUGUGUGGAAUAUUAAUUGAUCUUGUAUGGACGGUAGCUUGUCAAAUGAAACUUUAGAAUCUCACCUAUUCUAUUUUAUAGGCAUGAUGAAAAGUUUUUUUCUUCGUCCUACAAUGUUUACAUGGUAAUUAAUCACUAUGUUUUUAGCACUUAGCUGUUCAAAUACCUUCUAGUCAAUUGAAUGAUUUACAUUA
This is a messenger RNA of Ananas comosus (pineapple), 1955 nucleotides long. Its product is annotated as heparan-alpha-glucosaminide N-acetyltransferase-like. The record is from RefSeq and is a predicted model, not a curated record. The transcript has 14 exons. NCBI's taxonomy places the organism in Eukaryota, Viridiplantae, Streptophyta, Magnoliopsida, Poales, Bromeliaceae. Bases 82 to 1374 code for a protein of 430 amino acids.